GAGAGAGGAAAGCUCUUUUUCGGUCAGAUGGCGUCCGCCCCCAGGUUUCUCGCACCCACACAACCAGCAAAAAGGCAGCCAGCAACCAAUACGGUUCGCCGGGGGGAAGAUAACUGCCAACGAAUUCAGACGAGUUAUGGGAUUUAGCUGGUGUCAACAGCAGUCAGAAGUGAGAAAGAUAACGAUUGUACAGGGAAAUAAAGCGAUUAUAUAAAUACAUUUAAGGCAUUUACAAUAGGUUGUGUACAAUAGCUUUUUAAAAAGUGUGUAUUUAUCAAAUCUCUUACAUUGAUGGAAACUUAGUUAACGGGACUGGAUGGCACUUAAAGAAAGAGUCGUCGAGGGAUGAGACUUUCGAUAAGGUAAAAAGUGAGAUAACAAUUAGGAUUGCUGAUAUAACUUUAUUUUUUAGAUAAUCUAGCCUAUUACGAGGUUCAACAGAUUGCGCGAAAACUGGAUUCGGGUCACUCAGUGCGCGCAGGUCCCUUCUGCCAAUUCAGCCAUCGGACGAUUUGAACGAGUUCUACGCCAUGUCUCUGCCGCGUAUGCUGGGCGAGCUGCAGCUGUACCGGGUGCUGCAGAGGGCCAACCUGUUGGCCUACUACGACACCUUCAUCCAGCAGGGCGGUGACGACUUGCAGCAGCUCUGUGAGGCUGCAGAGGAUGAGUUCCUGGAGAUCAUGGCGCUGGUCGGCAUGGCGACCAAGCCACUGCACGUGCGCCGUCUACAGAAGGCCCUCCGCGACUGGGCAGCCAACCCGGCCCUCUUCAACCAGCCCCUGGCCAACAUGCCCCUGAGCGGCAUCCCGCUGUUCAAGGUGGACGGAACGGGUGCCAGCGGAACCAGGAAGUCCCUGAGCAAUGGGCAGCCGGGGUCGCCAUUCGACAGGGAGGACAGGGCGUGCCUCACCCCUAUGCACAGCGGGAGCCCCAGAAGCCCCUGCUCCCGGGCCUCGCCACAGCCCCCGGACACCCACUACAGGGGCAAGCUGUCCCCAAUGGACCCGCACUGGCUCAGCCCAGAGCCGGAUGGGAACAGUGUCUCGGUGUCUGCCUCAGGGGUGGACGAGGAGCAGCCCAGCCCACCUCUACUCCCCACUCGUACCCCAGGUCCCUCCACGCCCGCAGCCUCCUCCUCCUCCCUCUCCCCGGUGGUCCUCUCAGCCUGGCCUGGGGGCCAGCUGGACGGGGAGACGGCACGGGCAGUGGGGGAGAGCGUAGACAGGCUCCUGAGGACCCUGCCCAGGUUGGACCCCAGAGAGGUGAAAACACUCCUUAGGAUGAACAAGAAGAUGGCCAAGACGGUGGGCCACAUCUUCAAGAUGGCACCCCAGGACAUGGCCAAGGAGGAGGAGAUCCGCAAGUACAGCCUCAUCUACGGCCGCUUCGACUCCAAGAGGAGGGAGGGCAAGCAGCUCACACACCACGAGCUGAUCAUCAAUGAAGCGGCCGCCCAGUUCUGUAUGCGUGACAACGCUCUGCUUCUGCGACGGGUAGAGCUCUUCUCAUUGGCUAGACAGGUGGCAAGAGAAUGCGCCUACACCUCCACACUCAAGCAUGCCAGAACAAGUGCAGAUGACUGCAGUUUACCAUCCCAAAAGAGAGUGAAACAUGAGGUGAUAGUGUCAGAGUGUGUGUCCUCCCUCCAUGGUGUGGAGGGUUCAGAGGGGGUGUCCCAGAGGGCUGACGAGGACAGCUUAUCAGGAGAAAGUCUGGACAGCUUAACACAAGACGUAGCCUCACAGUGCAACCAAUCUCCAUCCCCCCGCCCCCCCACCGACACCUCCAUCCCUGCAAACUGGAGUCGCCAUCUCAUGCAACAAACGCUCAUGGAUGAGGGGCUGCGAUUGGCUAAGAUGGUGUCACAUGACCGAGCUGGCAAGAUCAGCCUUAGGUCAGAGGGGACACAUACCACAGACUUUGAGGUAAAGGUGGAGAGAAGGGGCUCGAUAGCAGUGUGCAGCAGCAGCAGCCCUGGCAGCACCAAAGAUUACUCGGACCACGGGGGAAAGUAGUGAAACCAACCACUCAUCAUCUUGAGAACCCAUCAACAACCCUGCCUCUCAGCUCCACUCAGAUCUUGGAGGGCCCAACUCAGCAGGCUUUCCAUCUGUACUUAAACCAUUGACACUUGGGAGUACUGGGGAGGGGAGGUGGAAUGAAUCAUUCCAAUCUAAAUAAAGUUUGGAUCCCAAAUGACACCCAAUUCUCUACAUAGUGCACUACUUUUGAUCAGAACUCUGGUCAAAAGCAGUGCAUUAUAUAGGGAAUAGGGUGUUAUUUUGGACGGAGCCCAUGAUUGGCUGAAUCGGGUGGUUCAGGGAGAGGUAAAGCAUCAUAAACCUUCUAAUACUAUGGCAUUCCAGUACUGAAAUUGAGGGAUAGGCACUCUACAACUUUACCUCUGUAUAUAGUGUGCCCAAACACUCCUGCGAGGGCAUUAGCCACAUGCAUCCACAGGGCUACGGUAACACUUACACAAAUGUAGGAGGUUUGUCACACACUGAUGUGACAAUGUCUCAGUUUGCCCACUUUGAACAUAAUCCCAAUCCCCAUAAUCCCCUCCUCCCCCACCCCGCCCCCAGGACAAUGGAUGCAAAAUGUUGAUAUCAUGACUAACUUUUGGUGCUAUUUUCGUUCUGUUGAUACAAGGUUGUCACUGAGAUUAGGAUAAGUAUCUGUUAUGACACUACCGUUAAAGAUUGGUUUUACAAAGUGUCACUAUUUUGAGUGUUGACCGUUAGAUGAUAAAGGCAAUGUGUACAGAGAAGAUAAUCAGGUUCAGAGGCCUUUUUCUUCCAAUACUGCAGCAACUGUCACUGACAUCCACUGAAACUAUGUUAAUUUAGAGGAGUGGGUUUGGAUGUUAAUAUGUUAACACUAUUGAGCCAUGAGAUUAUAUUUGUUGGUGAACUCAACAUUCUUUGAUUUAACUUAAUAAGGCUUAAAACAAGCAACAAUAAUUUGCAUAACUCUUGAGGCAAUAACUGAGUUAACAAUGACAAGAAUGCUCAUCUCCCAAUGUUAUUUUUUUAAUACAGUAUGUAUGUCGUAUCAAACACUAAAUUCUUUGAUUAUGGAGUUUUGGAGAAUUGACUUUUUUUGGUAAGAAUACAUAGUCAGAUGUUACUGGGAAUGAAUGUUUAAAAGAAAGGUGUUUGGAUGGUUAGGAAAUCAGGGAGAAUCCAGGACAUUACAUUUUCUGCAUCCGAAAAGGUCCCCUAUUUCCUAUAUAAUGCACUACUUCUGACCAGGGCCUACCUCUAGUCAAAGAUGGUGCACUAUAUAGGAAAAAGGGUGCAAUUUGGGAUGGACACAUUAUUUCCAUGAAGUACCUAAACUGUAACCUCCUGCCUCACAAGCAUUAAACAACCUCUUCUGUUUGUUAUGCUGAACAGCAGAUUAUUUAUUUUGUUAAAUCUCAAUAAAUGUUAUUUUAUUGUUUUAAAA
Molecule: messenger RNA, 3450 nt
Organism: Salvelinus fontinalis (brook trout)
Lineage: Eukaryota; Metazoa; Chordata; Actinopteri; Salmoniformes; Salmonidae
Product: NGFI-A-binding protein 2-like
Exons: 7
Coding region: 531-2015 (494 amino acids)
Biological process (GO): negative regulation of DNA-templated transcription
Cellular component (GO): nucleus
Molecular function (GO): transcription factor binding; transcription coregulator activity
Source: RefSeq, a predicted model, not a curated record